AAAAAGAUUCACAAACUCGGAUUUUAUUCAGGCGAUACACAGGACAACCUCUGUUUUGGGGCUUUUGACACGUGUGUCGCACGCGAAUGACGACGGUAACGACAGUAAACAGCAGAAUGACGGAGAACGAUGUGGACAACGAGCUGUUAGACUAUGAGGAGGAUGAGGUGGAUGCGACAGGAGGUAUCGGGGACGGAGUGCUCGCUGGAGACGGCAGUACUGUGGCCUUGAGAAAAGAAGGACUCAAAGGAUCCUAUGUUUCCAUCCACUCCUCGGGUUUCAGGGACUUCCUGUUAAAGCCAGAGCUCCUCAGGGCCAUCGUGGACUGCGGCUUCGAGCAUCCGUCUGAGGUUCAGCAUGAGUGCAUUCCACAAGCCAUCUUGGGCAUGGAUGUGUUGUGCCAGGCCAAGUCGGGUAUGGGGAAGACGGCCGUCUUUGUCUUGGCGACGCUCCAGCAGCUGGAGCCAGUGACUGGCCAGGUGUCAGUGCUGGUGAUGUGUCAUACCCGAGAGCUGGCUUUCCAGAUCAGCAAAGAGUACGAGCGUUUCUCCAAGUACAUGCCAGCUAUAAAGGUGGCAGUGUUCUUUGGCGGUUUGCCUAUAAAGAAGGAUGAGGAGACACUAAAGAGAGAGAGUCCUCACAUAGUGGUUGGAACGCCUGGCCGUAUCUUGGCCCUGUCACGCAACAAGAGUCUCAACCUGCGUCACAUCAAACACUUCAUCCUGGACGAGUGUGACAAGAUGCUGGAACAGCUUGACAUGAGACGUGACGUCCAGGAGAUUUUCCGCAUGACCCCACACGAGAAGCAGGUCAUGAUGUUCAGCGCCACCUUGAGCAAAGAAAUCCGUCCCGUCUGCCGAAAGUUCAUGCAAGAUCCCAUGGAAAUAUUUGUGGAUGACGAGACCAAGCUGACCCUGCAUGGCCUGCAGCAGUACUACGUCAAGCUGAAGGACAACGAGAAGAACAGGAAACUGUUUGAUCUGCUGGACGUGCUGGAGUUCAAUCAGGUGGUGAUCUUUGUGAAGUCAGUGCAGCGCUGCAUCGCUCUCGCUCAGCUGCUGGUGGAGCAGAACUUCCCAGCCAUCGCCAUCCACAGAGCAAUGCCUCAGGAGGAGAGGCUCGCUCGAUAUCAGCAGUUUAAAGACUUUCAGAGACGCAUCCUCGUGGCUACUAACCUGUUCGGCAGAGGAAUGGACAUCGAAAGAGUCAACAUCGCCUUUAACUACGACAUGCCUGAGGAUUCGGACACGUACCUGCACAGGGUGGCAAGAGCGGGCAGGUUUGGCACAAAAGGUCUAGCCAUCACGUUUGUGUCUGACGAAAGCGAUGCCCGGACGCUGAAUGACGUUCAGGACAGGUUCGAGGUGAACAUCACUGAGCUUCCAGAGGAGAUCGACAUCUCGUCUUACAUCGAGCAGACGCGGUAAAGCGGACACCGAGGAGAGACGGCGAGUCGUUCUUUUCGAGGACGUCUGGGAGGAGCAGCGCUCAGUAGCCUGCAUUUCACACAGACUGAAAUGGCGUGAGAAUGUAAAAGCAGGAAAAAAAAGUAAUCCAACACUCAUACAUUCAGCACACGGGUUGUUCCUGCCUCUGAUGCUUAUGUAUAUUUAAAUAAAAAAAAAACUUUGUUUAUUUUAAAUUAUAGAGCCAGGAUUUUGUAGUGUGCUUGUUAACCUUUUCAAAAAAGUGUUACUGGCUGUUUGUUUGUUUUUUUUUUAAUUCGAGUGCAGUGGUUGGUUGGUUUUUGUUCAUGUGUUUGAUCGAACUCCGUUGUUUUCUGAUAGACGAAGCAUCAGUGUAAACCAGUCGAAUAGUAAGCUGUGAUAGUAGUUCAAUAAUAAAGGCAUGAUGGACACGGAGUUGUAAAAAAAAGUGAUAAUGUGUCUGAUACGCUAAUCUGUCCUUUUGUGUUUAGUGCUUUUUGGGAAAAAUAACACAUUGUUUGUUUGUUUAUUUACAGCUACUUUUGUCUUUAAACUAAUUGUAUGCAAUAUUGUAUUGAAUUAUUAUUAGUACUGAGACACUGUACAGUAAAGGUGCAUUAGGUUUGAGUUUUCCUUUUUAUAUUUCAGAACCGGUUGUAGUCGCAAACCUAUUAACCUGUACGAUAAGUAUUAACCUGUACGAAUAAUAAUGAGUAUUAACAUGUACGAAUUUUCUUUUCAGCAGUUUAAAAGAAAAAGAGAGACAGAACGAGCACUCCUAAUGUUUUUCCUACAUAAUGCACCUUUAGGACAUUUUUGGUACUUCUCAUAGUGCUUUACCAGUAUUCAGAAUUAAAGACUGAAUUUCAUAAUUAAACACAAAACACAAACA
Tachysurus vachellii is the source of this 2319-nucleotide messenger RNA. RefSeq names its product DEAD (Asp-Glu-Ala-Asp) box polypeptide 39B (gene ddx39b). Bases 87 to 1427 code for a protein of 446 amino acids. The transcript is spliced from 11 exons. The record is from RefSeq and is a predicted model, not a curated record. Gene Ontology annotation, biological process: mRNA splicing, via spliceosome; mRNA export from nucleus. Gene Ontology annotation, molecular function: RNA helicase activity; ATP binding; RNA binding. Lineage: Eukaryota; Metazoa; Chordata; Actinopteri; Siluriformes; Bagridae.